AUGAAACUUCCCACUCAAGAAUUUUCUGGUCGAAAUAUAGAUGGUGACGGUGUUCCUUUACUUUUCAACGCAUUGAACAAGCAGGUCAAAUCACAUGGCAGAACGUUUGUCGUUGGUGAACAUGGGUUCUGCAUCAACGCUGACAUAAGUUCCGUAGAUAACAACGAGACCUGUGUCGCGAAUGCGUGCAAGACGUUCACUUUCGAACUUCUCAACAAGCCUGUUGCGCCUUACCCAGUACUUGCUUCGCCUUCGCCUCACUUUGGUACUAAUAGUACCCAUAUUGGAAGGGUGAUGGUAUCAAUGCGCGAGGUUCUAGGCGUACAAAGCUCUUUGGUCCAAUUUUUGUUCUCAGUCUCAGUCUUUCUUUGUAUGAUUCUUUAG
Molecule: messenger RNA, 384 nt
Organism: Melampsora larici-populina 98AG31
Lineage: Eukaryota; Fungi; Basidiomycota; Pucciniomycetes; Pucciniales; Melampsoraceae
Exons: 5
Coding region: 1-384 (127 amino acids)
Source: RefSeq, a predicted model, not a curated record